Messenger RNA from Hylaeus anthracinus, 2309 nucleotides. It is a transcript of the gene shakB, whose product is annotated as innexin shaking-B. Gene Ontology annotation, cellular component: gap junction; plasma membrane. The transcript has 5 exons. The coding region runs from base 1008 to 2165 and encodes 385 amino acids. The record is from RefSeq and is a predicted model, not a curated record. Gene Ontology annotation, molecular function: gap junction channel activity. NCBI's taxonomy places the organism in Eukaryota, Metazoa, Arthropoda, Insecta, Hymenoptera, Colletidae.
GUGAUACCUUUCAAGUUCGGUCAGUCUUCUGACGGCUUGCUUCCGUGCUCCACGUGUGUCCGUUACUCGAUCCGUCCUCUCGUUCUCGUUUCUUUCGCUCCGAAAUAAACAGUGCAAUUUUCCAUCGCUAAAUCGCUGCUGUACGCCAUGGAAACGGAAAUGUAGAAACAUAGAAAUAUAGAAAUAACGAAAAAUAACUAUCGUACAAUUUCGUUAGUACAAGCGUAGUAUAGAUUAGUGUGGAUUAGUGUAGAUUUAUAAACGGAGCAUAAUCGCAGAAAAAAAUGUUAACAAUGGUGUCCCGAGUCCAAGUAAGAAUCAUCUGGAUGGAAUAAACAACUAGCCGAUCAAGGAAAAUGAACGUCAUCUCUCCCUGGUGAAGCGAGAACAGAACCCAAGGAAAAUGUACAUGGGGAGCCUGGUGCUGUCGACGCAUCCGCAAAGUUUAGUUUACGUGGAGUAUUCUGACGGAGAAUUGAGCAGAAGUGAUGAGGAGAAGGAACCAGGCGGUAUACAGUGACGAACGCAACCUUCUCUCGCAACGAAGCUUCUCCUGCAACUAAAGAAAAAGGCCAAACACUGAUGGACAAACAAUUCUGCUGGAGGAUUCAAGGAAAGAUGACUCUCCGCGUGGUUCAUCCUUCAAAGUCAACGUUCUAACACAAGCCUGGAAGAGGAUCCAAAGGAAGGAUGACGUUGAUGGAGGUCUGCUAGGGACACCAGGUCCUAAACAUUCCCAAAUAAACGAAAUAAUUCAAGAGGAACGAGAACGAGAACGAGGACGGGGACGGGGACGGGGACGGGGACGGGGACGAGGAUGAUCGCGAUCUCGGUGUGGUUCAUUGUUCGAGGUAAAUGUUCGCCAGGGACUCGAUCGAACGGCGAUGAGCUUUCGUAGAGACACCAGACGCUAACCAGCCGCAAAAACGGAUUUCCUCGGCCAAGACGAAGACGAUUGUCUUCUGCAAGUGGAAAGGUCGACAACUGACUGCCCCAAGCAUCCUAAGAUGCCUCUGAUGGUGAAGAUGAUCGACAUUUUCGGCUCCCUGCGGUCCCUCUUCAAGGUACAGAGAAUCUCCGAGGACACGGUAGUCUUUCGACUCCAUUAUCGCGCCACGGUGGCUCUCCUCCUGGGAGGUUGCGUGACCUUGGCGUGUAAGAGCAUCUCUGGCUCGCCUAUACACUGCGAGGCCUCCGGAUCCGUCGACAAGAUCGUCCUCGAGACCUUUUGCUGGCUCCACACCACCUACAGCAUGGUGCACGCAUUCAACAAGAGCCUUGGACAGGCUGUACCCUAUCCUGGUGUCUCCAACAGCAAGGGCGUUGGCAUGCACGGCCAUGCGGCUCACCCUCUAGUCAAACAGCACAAGUAUUAUCAGUGGGUCAUCUUCUUCUUGCUCCUGCAAGCGAUCCUCUUCUACACGCCCCGUUGGUUGUGGAAAGGUUGGGAGGGUGGAAAGAUCCACGCGUUGAUGAUGGACCUCGACAUAGGCCUCUGCUCCGAGGUGGAGAAGAAGCAGAAGAAAAAGAUGCUGCUCGACUAUCUGUGGGAAAAUCUUCGCUAUCACAAUUGGUGGGCUUACAGGUACUACCUCUGCGAAGUUCUCGCCCUGGUGAAUGUGGUCGGUCAAAUGUUUCUGAUGAACCGCUUCUUCGACGGUGCCUUUCUGACGUUUGGUAUCGACGUGCUCAGGUUCCUGGAAUCGGAUCAGGAGGACAGGGUCGAUCCAAUGAUAUACGUGUUUCCACGGAUGACCAAGUGCACCUUCUACAAGUACGGCGUCAGCGGUGAAGUCGAAAGGCACGACGCCGUUUGCAUACUGCCCUUAAACGUCGUCAACGAGAAGAUAUACGUAUUUCUCUGGUUCUGGUUUCUCUUUCUCGGCGUGCUCAGCUUUAUAACGGUUUUAUACAGGAUCGUAAUCAUAUUCUCGCCGCGAACGAGAGUCUACCUUCUAAGGCUGCGGUUUCGUUUGGUCAGAAGAGAAGCCGUGGAGACGAUUGUCAGGAGGAGUAAAGUGGGAGAUUGGUUUCUUCUUUACAUGUUGGGAGAGAAUUUGGACACGGUGAUAUACAGGGACGUGAUGCACGAACUGGCCAGCAAGCUCGCGUCCAGACACCAUCAUAGCGUACCUGGAAUCAAGGGAGAACUUCAGGAAGCCUGAUCCGAAUUGCCUCGGACAAGAGGAUGUCUUCAGCGAGGGAGGGUCGCAAGGAACGGCAAAGAUGGACGGCCAAGGACCAAUAAGGGAACAAUAACAGAUCGUGUCACGGUACACUGAAUUCUGUCCAAGAGACCCCUACGCCUC